UAUGUCAUCUAUAGCAUUUGAUAGGUUAGUGUCUUUUCAAAGGCAAUUUUAAGUGAUAUCUUUCUUUGUGAAAUAAUAUCUCAUGUUAUAUAAUGUUAUGGUAAUAUCAUGCCAGUGUGUGCAUAUUUAAAAAGAGGACAUUUAAUUCAGUCAUCAUUUUAAAAAGUAAAAAAAUUACUUUGUGUUAUAAAAAAAAAAAAAACUUUAAAGGGCACUGUGUUAUCGUGAUAAUCUUGCACAAGUACCUCAACUAUUAAAGAUGGCUCAGGCGAGACUUUCUCCAAAUCUCCCCAGCUUCUUUCUAAUCAUGCCAAGUAGGGCAUGGCAGUAUCACUUCUUUUUUCUCAGGCAUGCAAACAUAGAACAUUCACUUGUUUGUGGUCUGUUUUGCUUCUGCAUUAGACUAGGUGAAGGGAAGUGAAGCUGACACUCUAUCACGGCACCCCAGACCUGCAGCAUCAACAUGAGCUACGAUAAACACAUCCUGUGGGUCUGCACCGCUGCUCUGGUCACUGGUUGGGUCCUCACAAAUGAUGACGGACAUUGUUCUGGGACUGUCAUGAGGCACUCAUGCAACUGGACUUGUAUGCAUCUCACUCUUCAAUGGCCUGGGAGUUUCUGUAUUGGCAUUAACAACAAAACCAUCUGCAAAAUACCACAGACGGUUCAAUACUGGACCAUCCAUGGCCUAUGGCCUAUACGUACUGGUCACUGCUGUGACUGCUGGCUGAUAUACCAUUCCCAUCUUGAGGAAAUUGAGCCUGAUCUCACGAAACUGUGGCCAUCUUUUAUAAAAGGAAAGCACUUCUUCUACUUCUGGAAGGAUGAAUGGGUUAAACACGGGACGUGUGCAGGCUGUGUGGAGACCAUGGGUUCACCGCUUCUUUAUUUCCAGACCGCUGUCAAGCUUCGGAAACUCUAUGACAUUGAUAAUAUCUUGGAAAAAUCUAGAAUCAAAACCUCAUGCGAAGUGUCAUAUAAGCUUGACGACAUACGUGGCGUUUUGACCCCGCUGCUUGGAGAAAACUAUGAUUUGCAAUGUGUGACGGACAGCGAGGGCCGUGAAGCGUUGAUCCAGCUGAAGAUCCAUCUCUCCAGGAACCAAACCCUUGGAUGCCCCAAACAAGAACAAGAGCAAAAGUUUGAUCUGUUAGCGUGGUCUAACAGCACAGGACAUCCCUGUCCGAAGAACAGCACUGUCUUUUAUGUUCCAAUUAACUACGAAAAUCCUCAUGAACCCUGCAAUUAAGAGAAGCUGAAGCUUUCACUGUUUUCAUGUUUGACUGUCCUUUUCCAGUCCUCAGAUCGAAUGCAUUUGAAUAAAAAUGUUACAUAAUUCCUAAAUAUUAAA
Molecule: messenger RNA, 1351 nt
Organism: Carassius auratus (goldfish)
Lineage: Eukaryota; Metazoa; Chordata; Actinopteri; Cypriniformes; Cyprinidae
Gene: rnaset2l
Product: ribonuclease T2, like
Exons: 10
Coding region: 464-1249 (261 amino acids)
Biological process (GO): RNA catabolic process
Cellular component (GO): extracellular region
Molecular function (GO): RNA binding; ribonuclease T2 activity
Source: RefSeq, a predicted model, not a curated record